Venturia canescens is the source of this 3481-nucleotide messenger RNA. RefSeq lists its product as uncharacterized. The record is from RefSeq and is a predicted model, not a curated record. NCBI's taxonomy places the organism in Eukaryota, Metazoa, Arthropoda, Insecta, Hymenoptera, Ichneumonidae. The transcript is spliced from 5 exons. Bases 92 to 3397 code for a protein of 1101 amino acids.
CUCGUGGCGCCCCGCAGCGGCGUUAUUUUUAAACUUUUGCAUUCCCAGUCGUAAGAAUACCGGCUUAUCGUAUGUCACGAUUUCCUAAGCUAUGGAGGACAACGAAGAUGAGCCCGAGGACGUCAGAAAAGCGACUCCGGUCGAAGGAGAACUUAAAAAAGGAGCCGUCGACGAGGAUUCUGGAGAACCCACGAAGCUUCCUGAGACUCGGAAAAAACAGCACCACUGUCAACCACCGCCUAAAAAAAAACUCAAGGAAAAAUCGGAAGGUGAAUGUUGUCGAGCCAGGGAAGCUAAAAUUAAGAAAAAAGAGCCAAAAACCAUAAAAGUUUGGGUGUACGAAAAGCCAUGCGUUUUGCCGAGAUUGAAACCUGUUCCCCGGCACUGCAUAUCCAAAAAAGAAUGGCUCGAAAUCCUCGCGAAGCCCAGUCCAAGAUGUCCGUCACCGUGUCUUAAAAAACAAGUUACGAGAAGAGUGAUUCCGCCUUCGGCUCGAUUCAUCGAACUUGGCCAGCCCCCGAAACAACGCUUGUUGAAUACUCUGCAAGCCAAGGCUGGUAUUUUGCCAAUCGAAAUGGUCGACAGAUUGAUCCAAAGGCUCGAAACCGAGACUUGUCUCACUCCAGAACAAGCAGAAAAAAUGUUUCACGACAAAGAAACUUCGAAGAAGAAAUGUCCCAAGGGUAAAAAGAGCAAGUCGAAAUGCGGGAGUGGAAAAUCGAAGAAUCUGGAGACGGGAAUACCCGGAAGUGUGUCUCCGUUCGACAGAGAUGCGGUCAAUUGUCAAUAUGCGAUGGCGGAGAGUUUUGUGAAAAGUAUGCUCGAGUGGGAAUGUCCGAUACCUCGUGAAGAAUUCAAGGACAUUGCGGGCGUGAUAAUGAAGCGUUUGGGAUAUUUACUCGAGUACGAGUCGAUCAACGGUGAGGACCGGAAAUCUCAGCAAAUGAGAUUUCUGGCGGACGUGAUUGGCUCUUGGGUCUCGGGGGUUUUGUUCGAAGUCGCGGAAACUCGUAAAGCAGAAUUGGAGGAAGAGUGUGAAAGAAGGAAAAAAGAAAAAGCUGAGGAAAGCGAGGAGGAGAGUGAGGACGAUUCGGGAGAUGAUUAUCCAACGAAAUGGGAUGACGACGACGACGACGACGACGACGACGACGAGAGGCCGGACGAUGCUCCGAAACCGGAGGACGGAACAGAGGAAAAACCUGAGAAAAGACCGGUCUCCCGUUCGUGGGGUUUCCGACCGAGUAAAGAUAAAAAUAGAAAAGACGACGAGGAUAAAGGCUCCAAAGGAACGCCACCGAAGAAAGGGAGCGGGGAGUCGGAAAAGGAGAGCUUCGACGAUGGAAAAAGGAAGAGCAGUGAUUCCGAGAAAUUCUACGACGCGCGAACAGGAGAAUCUCAAGGAAUUGAGGAAAAAAAAACUCCGAUGAAAGAACCGGCUGAAGGGAGUCCGAGGGAUGUAACGUCGGGAAAACCUCCCGAUGAGAAGGACGGCGAGAAGAUUACGAGUGAAGAUGAAAAAGGACUGGAGGCCACGAGAGGCGACGAUGAGCGGCUCAAGACGGACGAGAAAAGUGAAAAAAUCGAUGGCUUCGAGCCGGAAAAAAUAGAAGGGAAAGAAAAAGGUCUUGGCGCGGAGGAUUUCCCGGUUCAGCCAACCGAAGCUACUGAAAUACGAGAAGACGAAAUUCCGAAGAAAAUCGAUGAAGGAAUCCCACCGGAGGCUCAACGGAUUGAUGAUCAAGAACGAAAACACUUGGACGACGUUGGAUCGCCUGAAGUCCCAAAAACUAUGGUCGACCCGGAGGCAAUUCCCAUUAGCGUGGAUGCUGCGUCAGCAUUGUCAGCCACGAGAGAACCUAUCGCUGUAGAAACUGAAGUACCGGAAGUGGAGAUUGAACUCCCGAAAACGGACGCAAUGCGAUCAAAAGAGAAAACGUCGAGCAACGACAAGAAACCAACGGAACCGAAAUCUGAAAGCGUCAAAAUGGAUGCAUCAGAAAAAGCAUCGGAACCGCCAGAAACGCUUGCACUCGCACCGGAAGUCGCUGCGGAUACGGCGAUGCAGUUGGAUGAAAUGCAACAAGUUCCACAAACGUCGAUUGCCGAAGAAAAGCCGAAGGCAGUCGAAGCCGAAACUGAUAAAGUUUUUGCCGCCGUUCCAAUACUGGGCCACGAACAAGAGAUUGCAGAAACGCAACCGGAAGUGGCGGCCAGCACGAUAGCAGUGCCCGGCAAGGACCAAGAGACUCCAACAGUCGCGAUCGGUAACGAAGGAAUAACGGAAAUUGGAGCUCAAGCUGAAAGAAUGGCGGUGCCAUCUACGAAAUUAGCUACCGUACCGGUAGAGGCUGAGACGAAACCGGAAGUGAUUGCAUUGGGACGAGAACCGGCGGAAGAAGCGAGACCAGAGGAGCCCUCAGCAGUAAGCGGGGAGCCUCAAACGAGACCGGAAAUGACAGAACCGAUACCAGAAUUAGCGGAUACAAGACCGGAAGUGCCUCGAUCGAGACCGGGAUCGACGCCAGAAGCAGAGUCAAAGAUCGAAGAACUGAAAAAGAUCCCGGAAGUUUCUGCGCUUGCAGUUCCAACGAGUGAACCUCGGGAAGAAGCCAAACUGUCCGAAACAGACGAAGAACGAAGAAAGAUUCUCGACACUUCGAGAAGACUUUCCGAUGGGGCGGACGAAUCAGAGAAAAAAUUGGAGAAGAAAAAACCCAAAGAGUAUCCACUCGGCGAUGAUGUGUUCGACAAGAAGUUUCGUACCGACACGCCUUUCGUUACUUUCGACAAGAUAUUUCACACGAUUUAUAACGCUAUUGAGAACAACGAAGAAAACCGUGGAGAUGAUCUAAUCACCAAUCGCAUACACCGGGCAGUCUAUGAGAAAUGCUCGAACAUCGUGCGGGAAGAGAAGCCAGGCCCGCUCUCUCCGGUGACGAAAGACGUGCUCGAAGUGAUGUCCGGAAAAAUAGCAAUUUGGUUGAGGAAUAUUCUGACCGAGUCCGAAACGAAUUUCGUCGAGCAAUAUCCCGCGACUGUCGAAUCAACGGAAGUUCGGGAAUGGACCAGCUGGAUCAGUUUUGUUUCCAACGCCGCCAAUGACUGGUCCAAUUGGAUACAAAAUACUAUCAGAGAAGCCGAAGGUCUGAGCAAUCGACCAAUUACCAGACGGGAUUGGACCAAUUGGACCGAAAAUGUCGAUUCCGAUGCUCUCAAAUGGCGACGCUUUUAUCUCGAAUCUCUUCAGCAAGGACGUCAAAAUGUCACUAUGAUUCGUGAUCGGCGAGUCGUUAAAACUGGCACUCAACAAUUUCACGAUGUCAACGAUGAUGCUGAAAAGGAAGUCAAAAUCACUGACCUGGAAGUCGAAAAACGAAAUCCUGAUCGUCCUACAUAAUUUACCAUCUUGGCGAGUAAAUAAAACAAAUUUUUUUCAUUUAAAUAAAUUCGUUUUUUCGAGUUGUUUUUCACAGUUAAUUUC